AUGGCUACAGUGGAUGGAAUAAAGUUGCAUAUCGGAAGCUGGCUAGUCCUAACGUCCCCAAGUCACACCGAACAAGCAAUCUACAUUGGCACCACCUGCCUGAACUGCCGUUCCCCACCUGCAUUACCAUGCAUCAACCACACAUGCAUCGCAAACCCCGAAACGAUCUGCCUGAACUCAAACCGCACAUACGACAUAAUCACCCAUGCAGUCGUAAUCGCAAACGCUAUAACGCAUGUCCGGUGUCCUCCAAAAUCGAGUGGACCGGCUGUGAGGGUUGAAUCGCUGGCGAGUGUGUUGGGACAGUAUGGUGUUAAGGUGCAAAAGUACCCAAAGAAGACAUAUGUUGUGUCUGAUGAUGGGAUUAGAGCGAAUGCGCUGAGUAGGCUCGACAUGGGGAGGCUUCUUGGACUACCGUGUCCUUGGAUGGACGCCGACGCUGCUGGCAAGGCAUGGGUCAUGUGGUGCUUGACUGGGUGGUGUGUGAAUGGGACGAGUUUUAAAGUUAGGAGACCUGUGCCUGGUGAUGUCAUUUAUAAAAGGUUUAGUGGAGUUUGGGGGGAGAAGAUUGAUAAUGAUCAGAUGCAACAGUUGAAGAAGAUUGGAUUUGCAUUACGACACUGGUGCAUAUACGUUGGAACAUGCUGCGUAUUCUGUGCCCUAUUCCCAAUCUCCAGUGAACCAAACUCACACAAACCAUGGUUUCCAAUCCAUACACAGCACCUCCUCGUCUGCCCGCACUGCAAACACCCUCUGCAACCAAACAUGGUGCUAGACCGUCUCAACGAAUGGACGAAUUUCCCCGACGCCGUCGAACCUGAUCCGAAACGGAAAUUCUGUGUUCGUCUAACGACGUUGGAUUCUUUUCUUAUUGCUGAUCAGUACGUGUAUCUUGAUAACCGGAUUUGUGGGAAGGAUAACGCGGGCAGAGGAACGAUCAGGGCCAUCAAGAGUAUGGGGACCAAGUGGAGGAGAAAAUGGAGGCCUGAUUCUGUUCCUGAUGGAGUGGAUUGGACGUUGAGAAGAGCAUUUGGGGAGUUGUGGAGGUUGAAGUUUCCUGAAGGAGAGGGGUAUAAUAUGAUUAGGAAUUCUUGUGAAAGCUCCAAGGUCAUGGCAAUAACCGGUGCAGCUAUAGGCAUAACCAUUGGGAUCGCAUGGCGGCAUCACAACUACACUCACGACAUAAUGCCACGUGCAACGAUAUCAGACAUCAUCUUGCCGGUUCUCAGCGCGCUUACAUUCGCUGCUAUAUGUGGCUGUAUGGCACACUACCUCGCAAACAAGUAUCUAGAAAGCGAGGAGUCGCUGCCUGUGCCUGAUCCUACUGAGGACGCUGGAUCGGCAAAGGAGAGGAUACGGAGUGAUAGGGCGUUGUUGGAGAGGUUUUUUGAUGAUUAUGGGUUGAGGUAA
This is a messenger RNA of Synchytrium microbalum, 1410 nucleotides long. RefSeq lists its product as uncharacterized. Bases 1 to 1410 code for a protein of 469 amino acids. NCBI's taxonomy places the organism in Eukaryota, Fungi, Chytridiomycota, Chytridiomycetes, Synchytriales, Synchytriaceae. The transcript is spliced from 7 exons. The record is from RefSeq and is a predicted model, not a curated record.